Molecule: messenger RNA, 916 nt
Organism: Aspergillus uvarum CBS 121591
Lineage: Eukaryota; Fungi; Ascomycota; Eurotiomycetes; Eurotiales; Aspergillaceae
Exons: 2
Coding region: 136-744 (202 amino acids)
Source: RefSeq, a predicted model, not a curated record
UUUUGGUAUGAUCCCUAUCCCCUUACCCAGAUAGAAGAGGGGGGCCGAUCCUUAUCCGGUAUCCGAUAGUUGUUUGUAUUCCCGUCUGUCGAAAACCUUGCAAAAUGCUUACCAUGGUACCGUCCGACCCCGUCCAUGAUCCUCCAUGACCAUCCUGGCUACAUUGACUUUCUUCUUUGGCCUCACCUUCACCAGCAGUUGAGAGGCAGCUGGAAGCAUUACGAGAGUGAGGACCUGGUGAGGACUUUGAUUCGGGGGUUCCAGGUUCACAAUGCAGACAUCGACCCCCAGUACUCGCAGCUCACAUUGGAAAAUGGCGAGCUCCAAUUAUCCAAGGCUUUCGAGCGGGUCCUAGCGGAUGAUUCAAACUUUUGCAUGCAACCUUAUCUAUUCACCCGACCCCCGAGCAUUGCGCGGGGCGGUUCUCUUGUUGUUUCCGAGCCUCCAGCAGCACCUGAAAGCUUUGGAUGCCCGACACAUACAGUGGGUGGUGUUUUGGAUACCGACGGGCGACAAGCCCUUUCUGGGCAUGGUGUCUGGGCCUCGACAUCUCCUUCUCAAAACACCAGGUACCUUCAAGGCUCUAUCACCAGUGCAAUUUCACAGUGCCCACAACUGCUAGACCACGAUACGACCCAAUCUAGCGAGACGGUAUUCACGGAUUGUAUCGAGGGCAACUCUUUGGCUUGGGAUGAUAUGAUGGCCGCCAGCAGCUUCUCCAUAGAUGCUGUAGGGGAGUUUUGAGUGAUAAGGCACCAGAGGUCGAUGACUACAAUCGAUAAUGCAAAACUGCCAAAAUACCGCGUGUUGUAUGAGCCUUGAGGUGAACAGAUCAUGACACAGAAAAAUGUUCGGCAUCACCGUAGGUUGACACCCGCAAGUCAGCCGAAAUCACCGGCAUCAAGUUUGUCCACUG